UAUGGCGACGUGUCAAAAUGGCCGAUCUCAACAAAGAACUAAAUGAAUACCUUCUUAGCAGUAAAAAUGAGAAACAAUUUAAAAUCACCGUGCCUUCGGUGGCACUACCGAAAACAAAUAUUGGAAAAUGGUUCGGAAAAAGUGAGGAGGAAGAAACAGGAUGGAUCCAAGGAGCACAAAAGGAGUGUUGUCCUAGUAUGACACGAAUACAAAGGUUAAUAGCGUUUGUUGUAUGCUUUUCCAUGGGUAUACUUUGUUUCUGUCUGUCGGCGGUUUAUAUUCCGGUUUUACUACUCAAAGCAAGAAAGUUCGCUCUUCUCUACACUUUAGGAAGCGUUUUCUUCCUAUCAAGUUUUUGCUUCCUUUUGGGCCCAUUAAGUUACUUGAAAUCAUUGUUCACUGCUGAAAGAAGGUGUUUUACUGUGUCCUACUUUGCAACUUUGAUAGGAACGCUUUAUUUUGCCUUGCAUUUACAGUCUACACCACUAACAGUAUUCUGUGCUGUAUUGCAAUUAAUAGCUAUGCUAUCGUUCUUAGUGAGUCAUAUACCAGGAGGAACUACAGGUUUGAUGUUUUUUACAAGAAUGUUCAAGUCUUCAGUAAAUUCUACAUUACCUGUAUGA
This is a messenger RNA of Habropoda laboriosa, 623 nucleotides long. RefSeq names its product protein transport protein SFT2. Bases 18 to 623 code for a protein of 201 amino acids. The record is from RefSeq and is a predicted model, not a curated record. Gene Ontology annotation, cellular component: membrane. NCBI's taxonomy places the organism in Eukaryota, Metazoa, Arthropoda, Insecta, Hymenoptera, Apidae. Gene Ontology annotation, biological process: vesicle-mediated transport. The transcript is spliced from 3 exons.